AUGCCCUCCUUCGGCGCCGCAACAACUGCCACGGAAGUGGUCCAGGCUCUCCCACAACAUGUAAAGGGACGCACAUUUCUGAUCACGGGCACCGGCGAGAAGGGUAUUGGCGCAGCAGCGGCAGUGGCUCUGGCGCACGGCGAACCUGAACAACUCAUUCUUGUGAGUCGUAGCAAGACCAGAGUCUAUUCCGUGGUGGAAGACAUUGCAUCAGUCAACCCCAAUAUCAAGGUCGUCUUCCAGCCGUGUGACCUAUCAGACUUCGACUCAGUCAAGCAGACGGCAUCGACGAUUCUUAACAGUACAUCCAUUCCCAGGAUUGACGUUGUCGUAAACAAUGCGGGUGUCAUGGCGAUUAUGGAAUACACCAAAGAUAAGCAGGGCUACGAAAUGACGCUUUCUGCGUGUCAUCUUGGCCAUUUCCUGCUGACCAAUCUCAUCAUGCCUAAGAUCAUUGCCGCUGGUCCUGGAUCUCGCAUCGUCAACGUAACCAGCAACGGACACCGUGUUAGCCCCUUCCGAUUCCAUGACUGGAAUUUCUCGGACGGGAAAGAAUACGAAAUCUGGACUGCAUAUGGUCAGGCCAAGACUGCCAAUAUUCUUUACACUGUAGAACUAGCACGGAGAUUGGCCUCCAAGAAUAUACAAUCGUACGCCGUGCACCCAGGUGGUGUGACGAACACAAAUCUCAGCAGUCACGCUGAUUAUGAAAUAUUCAACACCAUUUCUGAGGUUGCGAAGCGAAAUAACGGCUGGGACAGCUUCCCUCCACUCGAUCCCAACACUUUCAAGACGUCACACCAAGGAGCGGCACCUUUGCUUACGGGCGCUCUUGAUCCUGCUCUGGAUGAGCAUAGUGGAGCUUACAUCGUCGACUGUCACAUUGAGGAGGCCCUCGAUUAUGCUACCGAUCCAAGAAAUGCUAAGAAAUUAUGGGAUUUGAGCGAGGAGCUUGUCGGUCAUAAGUUUGAUUUCUGA
Messenger RNA from Neoarthrinium moseri, 978 nucleotides. RefSeq lists its product as uncharacterized. The coding region runs from base 1 to 978 and encodes 325 amino acids. Lineage: Eukaryota; Fungi; Ascomycota; Sordariomycetes; Amphisphaeriales; Apiosporaceae. The transcript has a single exon. The record is from RefSeq and is a predicted model, not a curated record.